Messenger RNA from Jatropha curcas, 1761 nucleotides. It is a transcript of the gene SWAP70, whose product is annotated as Pleckstrin homology (PH) domain-containing protein. Gene Ontology annotation, cellular component: recycling endosome; early endosome; trans-Golgi network. Gene Ontology annotation, biological process: endosome organization; receptor recycling; retrograde transport, endosome to Golgi. The record is from RefSeq and is a predicted model, not a curated record. NCBI's taxonomy places the organism in Eukaryota, Viridiplantae, Streptophyta, Magnoliopsida, Malpighiales, Euphorbiaceae.
UUUUUUUUUUUUUUUUUUUCUCCUUCGGAGAUAAACACAGCAAGAGCACACUUCUCGUCUCGAAAUCAGUUAACAGCUCUUGGAUUCUGAAUUGUUUUGGUUAUCUAUUAUUGUAUCAUGGCCUCUAAUGGUGCUUCAACGCAGAGAGCAGUGGACGCAGAGAACAGUUUGGAGAGGAUCAAGCGGCAGUUGGCUUCUGGUUCUGGUAGGAACUUGUUGCAGGGUCCACUUCUCAAGCGAUCUGAAACUCUGCGAAAAUGGAACGAGCGAUGGGUGAUCUUGGACCCAACAACUGGAAAAAUGGAAUACAAGACGAGGAGAAAUGAGCCGACUGUGAAAGGAACUAUCGUCUUUGAUGCAAAUAGCACAAUAACAGUUUCUCCUGUGAACUUCCAUGGACUUCCAAAGUACGAUGGGUGCUGCUUCUAUAUUGGUACUCCACAGAAAAAAGACUACUUCCUAUGUGCAGAGACUCCCGGUGCAGCUAGAGCAUGGGUAGCAACUUUGCAUGCAACUCAGUUGGUUCUAAAAGCCCAUAAAGAGGCUGUGAAUUCCUUAAGUGGGAAUGGUUCUGCAAAAUUGGGUACAAUUGCAACUGUAGUUGCUGCUGCCAAUUCAACAGCUCUCGAAUGCUCUAAAGAAAUUGAAGCUGCAAUGCAGAUUUCUUUAAGAAAUGCUUUGGGAAUGGUGAAUAAUAGAAUAACUGAUGGUCCAAUGGAUGAUCUGGCAAUCAUGAAGGAGACACUAAAAGUUAAGGAUGAUGAACUGAAGAAUUUGGCUCGGGACCUUCGUGCUCGUGAUUCAACAAUAAGGGACAUAGCAGAGAAACUAUCAGAGACUGCUGAAGCUGCUGAGGCUGCAGCAUCUGCAGCGCAUACAAUGGACGAACAAAGGAGACUUGCUUGUGCUGAAAUAGAACGGUUGUCAAAAGCUUCACAGAAGCAGCUGGAGUCAUCCAUGUUGAAGCUGAAAGAAUUUGAAGAAAAAGUUAUGACUCUCAUCAGAGAAAAAGACGAACUGAUCAAGCAGCGAGAUUCUGCACAUCAGGAGGCACAUUUAUGGCGUUCUGAGCUUGCAAAAGCUAGAGAGCGUGUUGUGAUAUUGGAAGGGGCUGUUGUGAGAGCAGAGGAGAAGGUCAGGGUUGGAGAAGCAGAUGCUGAAGCUAGAAUAAAGGAAGCUUCAGAGAAAGAGGCAGCUGCUGUGAAGGAAAAGCAAGAGCUUCUAGCAUAUGUGAAUAUGUUACAGGCACAACUUCAAAGACAACAGAUUGAUACAAAGCAAGUGUUUGAGAAGACUGAUUCCUCAAAUGUUGAUGAGAGCAAUCUUCCCCUGACCAAGCAUGUUGACUUGUCUGAUGAGAAUGUUGAUAAAGCUUGUUUAAGCGUUUCUACAGUUUCCCCAAUCGAUCAAGCAAACCUGCAGGCAAUUGGAGAUGCUGAAUGGAGCGACAUUCAGCCAACAGAAUCAAGAAUAGCUGAUGUAAGAGAGAUUGCCCCAGAAACUGAUGGAAACAGCUUGGAUAUUCCUGUUGUUAGCACACCUGUAAAUAAUCACCAUGAGCAGCAAGGAAGUAACAAUUUUUAUCAGCCUUGAUGUUUAAUGCCUACACAUUUUAUACAAACUAACAAUCUGCACAUAUAUAUAUGUAUUUUAAGGUAAGCUAUUAAUAGGUUAUAAAAAAAAAAGAAAAAGAAAACUGAGUGUAUUUCCUUCAUUGGCUGCUGAUUAGAUGUCAUUAUUGUGAUGCCCUUUUCUCUUUGA